GGCCUUGGGGAUCCCGCAGUCCCCCCCUUCCUCCCUCUCCCUCCCUAACCCCACACCUUCAGACCUCCUCCUCCCCUCCACCCGCGGCUGCCGGAGCCCCCACACUCUGGUGAGUGGGAACCCAGAAGCCACCAAGGCUGGCCUCGGGCUAGAGACGGGGCGGGGAGCGCAGCCGCAGACCGCGCGUCCUGCAGAGAGAACCCAGGCAAGGACUGGCUCCCUCCUCCCCACGUGGCCCAGGGCUUCCGGGAGCCGGAGCUCCCACACUCGGUCCAGGCCGACCCUGGGUCGUCUCAGCUCAAGCCCUAAGCCUGAAGCCUGGGCUGGCCCUUAUCGAACUUUUGGAAGCCGCCUAGGUUGCUGCUAGGGGUCGACCAAUUGACAAAAGGGUGUAACUCGAGGCUGUCUACCUGCGCACUGACAUGGUUAUACUUCAUGCAGAGUAGUAGAAGAAGAGAGGACGAGACCUCGUCGCUAAAAGCAUCCUCUUCUGGAGCCCCAGCUGUUCCUUCUGCCUCUGCUCCUGUCUUCACAAGGCCGUCUCCCCUCUCAUGGAAUUAGGGACCACUUCUAAUGACCUCAUCUUAACCUGAUGACAUCUCCAAAGACUGUUUCCAAAUAAGGUCACAUUCACAGGGCUGUGGGGAGCGUUGAAGCAAGUUAAUGGACACAUAACGCUCAGAUGAGUGCCCAGUACUCAAUAAUCUCCGGGCUUUUGUUGUUGGCAUCUUUGCGCCCGAGGGUGUCGCAAGCGGAGGCGGCGAGGACAGGGCGCCUCCGGCCCAGCCAGCCGGGCGGUAUGCGGCGCGGGCAACAGCGCUAAGCGCCCCCACGCUGGGCACGGGGCGUCCUCGCUCCAGGCGGCGGGCCGAGCGGUGGCGGUGGAGGGGAUGCGCCCGGGACGUGCAAGGCUCCUACCGCGAGCUACCGCCCCGAGGUGGACCCCCAGCAGGGCUCAACGCAGGACCGCGCGGACCCCUGCCCCCCGGGGCACGCGGCUGCGGAGCCUCGGGGCCGCAUCUGCGGUCAGGAUGCCCUGGGUGCCUCCCUGCUGGUGAGGAUGCCCUGCUGCGCGGCUCUGCACCCCCGGCCCCGGUCCCUGGUAGGCACGACUGAGAGGGCCAGACUUCGGCCCCUGGUGCCGGUGGAUGAAAAGCGCCGGAGUCCCUGAGUGCGACCAGCGAUCGAAUCUGAAUUCUAAGAGCCAUGGACGAAGGCACUGGGCAGCAGCCCCAGGCGGGAGAGCAGCUGGAAGCGCAAGCCACAGUAGGAGCUGUCCGAGAGAAGUGCGAACCAGAGACCUUUAGGUCCAAGAGUUUACCCGUCCUGAACAGCGCCUCCUGCCGGCCAGACCUCAGUCCUGCGAGUACAGGCGCAAAGGCAGCUUUUGGCUGUACAGAUUCUUUGGGCCGUCAGGAGUCGAAACAGGGCCCAGGCGGGUUGGCCCCCAGUCCCUCUGCUCCGUCCACUUCGGCAGAGAUGGCAGGGCUCAUGGAAUGUAACCACAGGGUGGAAGUCAGCAAAGCCGUGUCGGUGUCCUCCACGCUGGCCACACUCCAGGGGAGAAGGUGCCUCUAUGUGGUCCUCACUGAUUCCCGUUGCUUCCUGGUUUGCAUGUGUUUCCUGACCUUCAUCCAGGCGUUGAUGGUCUCCGGCUACUUGAGCAGUGUCAUCACCACCAUCGAAAGGCGCUACAGUCUGAAGAGUUCUGAGUCGGGGCUACUGGUCAGCUGCUUUGACAUUGGGAGCCUGGUGGUGGUGGUGUUCGUCAGCUACUUUGGCGGCCGGGGUCGGAGGCCCCUGUGGCUGGCCGUCGGUGGACUUUUCAUUGCCAUCGGGGCUGCCCUCUUUGCUUUACCUCACUUCAUCUCGCCUCCCUACCAGAUCCAAGAGUUGAAUGCCUCGGCCUCCAACGACGGCCUGUGUCAGAAUGGCAACUCGACGGCCACCUCGGAGCCUCCCGCCUGCCUGAAGGACUCAGGAGGAAAUAAUCACUGGGUCUAUGUGGCUUUAUUCAUUUGCGCACAGAUUCUCAUCGGAAUGGGUUCCACACCUAUUUAUACCUUGGGACCAACCUACUUGGAUGACAAUGUCAAGAAAGAAAACGCAUCCUUGUACCUAGCCAUCAUGUAUGUCAUGGGAGCACUUGGUCCUGCAGUGGGAUAUUUAUUAGGUGGACUUCUUAUUGGGUUUUAUGUCGAUCCCAGAAAUCCUGUUAACCUUGAUCAGAAUGACCCUCGUUUCAUUGGAAACUGGUGGAGUGGAUUCCUCCUUUGUGCCAUUGCAAUGUUUCUUGUGAUAUUCCCAAUGUUUACUUUUCCAAAAAAGCUUCCUCCUCGACACAAGAAAAAGAAAAAGAAAAAAUUUUCUGCUGAUGUUGUUAGUGACGAUGACGUUAUGAAGGAGAAAUCAAACAAUAGUGAACAAGUGGACAAAAAAGUUUCUUCUAUGGGAUUUGGAAAGAAUGUCAGAGACCUACCAAGAGCAGCUGUCAGGAUCUUAAGCAACAUGACAUUCCUUUUUGUGAGUUUGUCAUACACAGCUGAGAGUGCCAUUGUAACUGCUUUCAUUACCUUCAUUCCCAAGUUCAUCGAGUCACAGUUUGGUAUCCCAGCUUCCAAUGCCAGCAUCUACACUGGUGUUAUUAUUGUCCCCAGUGCCGGUGUGGGGAUUGUCCUGGGAGGCUACAUUAUAAAAAAACUGAAACUUGGUGCAAGAGAAUCUGCAAAACUAGCCAUGAUCUGCAGUGGUGUAUCCUUACUGUGUUUUUCCACCCUGUUUAUCGUUGGAUGUGAAAGUAUUAAUCUAGGGGGCAUAAACAUCCCAUAUACAACAGGACCUUCUCUCACCAUGCCUCACAGGAACCUGACAGGAAGCUGCAAUGUUAAUUGUGGUUGUAAAAUACACGAGUAUGAGCCAGUCUGUGGAUCAGAUGGAAUUACAUACUUUAACCCUUGUCUGGCUGGCUGUGUUAACAGCGGUAAUCUUAGCACUGGGAUAAGGAAUUACACAGAAUGCACGUGUGUCCAAAGCCGGCAGGUGAUCACCCCGCCCACAGUGGGCCAGCGCAGUCAGCUUCGCGUCGUUAUUGUCAAAACCUAUCUCAACGAGAACGGCUAUGCUGUGUCCGGGAAGUGUAAACGGGCCUGCAAUACCCUUAUCCCGUUCUUAAUUUUCCUUUUCAUAGUCACCUUCAUCACAGCAUGUGCCCAGCCAUCAGCCAUCAUAGUAACACUCAGGUCGGUAGAAGAUGAGGAGAGACCUUUCGCGCUGGGGAUGCAGUUUGUUCUAUUGCGAACACUUGCAUACAUUCCUACUCCAAUUUACUUUGGAGCAGUCAUUGACACCACCUGCAUGCUCUGGCAACAGGAAUGUGGGGUACAAGGCUCUUGCUGGGAGUACAAUGUGACCUCGUUCCGUUUCGUCUAUUUCGGUUUGGCCGCCGGCCUCAAAUUUGUUGGCUUUAUUUUCAUUUUUCUGGCCUGGUACUCCAUUAAAUACAAGGAGGACGAGCUGCAGAGGCAGAGGUGGAGAGAGUUCCCUCUGAGCACCGUGAGCGAGAUGGUGGGCCACUCGGACCAUGCCCACAAGGAGGCCCGGACUAGAUCCUGCCCAGCUCUCGGCAGCCAGGGGGGCUUCUGCGAAGAGACUGGCCUGCGGAAAGGCGUCCACUGCACAGCACAGACCUACCCGGGGCCCUUCCCCGAAGCAAUAAGCCCGGCCCCGGCCCCGGGGCUCGAAGAAAGCCCAACUGCCACAGAGCCUCCCUCCUGAAGCUUGAAAACGGAAGACUUUAGUUUUGUUGGUUGAGUCGAAUAUGGCAACUUGAGAAACACCCGUGCCUUCUUUUCUUUCUUUCUUUUUUUAACCUCUAAAGACAUGAUCCUCAGACCAACGAAACUCAGUAUACACAGCCACUGUUGAUUGAGGGCUGGAUACCUCAACAAGACUGACAGCCUUCUCCCCCCCCUUCUCUCCAAGAAGGAGGAGUUUAGAUAGAGUUGUUACCAUUUCUGCUAUGUUAAUUUAAUGCUCAUGUUCCGGUGUGGUAUAAGGCUGAGAGGUGCCUGGUUAUAACAAAAUCACGGGAAGUGUAAUGGCGGAGCAUAUCAUUAGCAUACACUCCAAACCGAGGUGAGCUUGACCAUGACUUUGCAUUUACAAAUCAAGGUUUUUAGAUAUGAACACCUACUGUGAGUCCCGCUACAAAGCACAAAUGAAUUUGCCUCAACUAUGCAAUUUUGAUGGGGAAAAUGUAAGUGCAGCAUGUUACUUUUGCUUUCAGAGACUAGAAGCAGGUACGUUUUUGAAAAGAGGACAAGAAACUUUCCCUAAAGUACUGUUAAUAGCAUUUUAAGCCAUAGCAGAGUUAUAAAUCAGGUAGAAUUUUUCAAAUGCUUCAAAGGAAUCAUACGCAUAGUGUGAUAAAAGGAACUGCUACUUUCUUCCAUAAGACACGUUCUCUGCCCCAUUAUAAGGUAAAGAGUCUGCUGGAUCAUAAAUCUGAGAGCUUGAAUAGAAACUCCAGUAUUCUUUUUGCCAGGGGCUUUAAAACUAGUGUGCUAAACAAUGUGGCUAGAGAUGAACUCGAGACGUAUCGUAAGGAGAGAAACUGAUGGCUUUCUCCUCCAAAGAAAAAUGCUACAGAAAUCCUUUCGGCUCUUACGGGCCCACACAAGGGUAGUUAAGAACUGUAACCUUGACACUCAAAAUAGGUGGGAAAAGAAAUUCCACAAAGGUACAGUUGAGUCCCAUCUGAUCGUUUUAGUUAUACGUCCAGAAGCCCAGCAAGUCUGCCCUGUUUUCUUUUUUAUGCACAGAAAAUUGCUAUGGUUGCCCCCUGAAACUGAGUAGUUAAAUCAGGAAAGCUACACCUGUGAUAUAAAAUCACUUUGAAUACAGGAGGAGGGCGAUCGGUGACCUGGGCCCAGAGUAUGAUCCUAAAUAAUGAUCGCAAGUUACUUAAAAUCAGCUUGUCUGUCAUCCUGAAUUCUACUUUAUCAGAGUUCGAAUGAUUUUACGCCUCCCUUUGAUUCCUGUAGUCUUCCUGAAGCAAUUCUGAGAGAGGAUUUUUCUGUUCCUAAAUGCACUUUGGAUUCUUACCCAUCAUCUUUUUCAGUUCCUCUCAGCACAUCACUUUGACUUAGGCACCACACAGAAUGCUUUCUACAUGGUUCUUAAGGUAGCUGCUUCCUGCCAGCACUACGGGCUGAUAGCAAGUUAACUCUUGGGAUCUGGCGGCUCAGAAAAAGAAUCCUGACAAUCCAGAUUUAGGAGGGACUGUGGUCCAAAUACCAACAUAAUUGUGAGCAGUUUCUGCCAAGGAGCCUAUGCUUAUGUAGGGGCUGAGUUGGGAAAUGAUUCCCUUGGCUGGCUUACACUCUUCCACGGAGGGCAAGUGAUUGACAGAAUUGUCCCAUGAUUCAGGCUUUUGCCCUUCAUCCUUGGCUGCACUGGUGGAGUUGUGCGAACGUUCCUGGGGCCAAGAUUGUUUUCCCCUCUACCUAAGAACGGCGUUGUCAGGUGGCUCUCUUGGUUGCACGCAGUUUGUGGACAGAGUUAUCACUCUUAGACUGAAUAAUGUGUACAAGGGGGGGAGCCGGUGGUCUCGGGUGACAAGGACUUCCCUUUGAGCAGUCUCGUUGGCUGAGUCCUAAGUCCUAAGUUGCCUGGAAUUGCACUGUUGUUUGUCAACCUUCGGUCAGUAUAGCGUGUAUCGAACGUCUUCAGAGAAUGUUGCUGAUUAACUGAGUGUCCGCUCUGGUGCUUCGGGGCUCCCGUUUACUCUCUGUGGGAGAUCUUUGCUUCUUUAGAAGGGAAAGUUUCCUUUUGUGUUGGAGCUAAAGAUACACAGGUUGGGGAGAGGCGGUGUUUUCUUAAUUUUCCUCUAAUUGCUAAGGAACUACAUGGAGAGAAUUUGGAUGGGAGUAGCACUUUUUUUUUUCUUUUUCCUUAAAGCCAAGAUUGUAUGAUCCCACACUCUUAGAAUCUGUUUCUUCUUGGUAGUAUAUUUUGAAAAGGAGCUGCUCUCAGAACUCCCAGGUGACAAGUGAUAGACUCUUUGGGUACGACUCGAGAGCCCUCUUUUUCUACCUUGAACAGUCAUCCAGUUCAGCAACCUCGACCAGGUGCCACUUCUCUAUUGGGCACAAUUUUAGCCAAUUACCAUCUGCCACUCAGUGAAAUUGUUAGGUUGACUAGGCCAGAAUUCAAAGAAAUUGGCCCAAAUUAUACACCACAAUGUUAAUAUUGUACUUCCUCAAGUAUGUGAUACUUAUAAAUAGCAGGUGUAUCAUUAGUGUGUUGUUGGUAAGUGUAGAGUAAGUAGUGAAAAUCAUGGAAGACUGAAAUUUUGAAAUAUGUACCAAUUAAGAAUUGUCCCCAAAAUGCUUUGGGUCCCGGUAGCAUCCUUGGAAUAUUGCAUAAUCAACUAAAGUGACUAUUUUAUAAAUGGCACCAUUUCAUAGUAGAUACGAGGUUCUUCUCUGCUUGCUACUUUAUAGUUACGGCUUCUAUUAUAAGUUUAAUUCCCACUUUCCAUGAGCUUAGAUUCUAAUCGCCUGUUUUGGAAAAAGGUCACCUUGUUCUUUUAUCAACUCUGUAGAUUACUGUAUUAUUUGGCUUUAAUAUGCAAAUGUAAUAUCCAUGAGUCUAGCCUAUUAAUUUAGAAACUCCCAGGGGGAGGGUGGGUGGUUGGAGCACAUUUUUUUUUUCAGUUCUCUCCAUUAGUAUGAAAUCCUUAUCCUUUGUAGGUGGAUUUAAUUCUUGAAAAUAGUCAAAAGUCAUUCAGAACGAAGGUUGGGUGGGAAGGAGAGCACAGAAGAAACAAAUUAGCUUUUUUUGAGGGUUGACCAUUUCAGAGAAUUCUGUCAGACACCUAAUAUACAUCAUUUAUUUUAAUACUCUUAAUAACUUUGCAAGAUAACUAUUUUCAUUCUGUGUUGUUGUUGUUUCUUUUUAAACAGAUCAUGAAAACUGAGACACAGAGAGGUAAAGAGACUUGUUUAGGAUUCUAGAGAAUGGCCAAGUCAGGGUUCAGAAGCAGCUUUCUGUCUCCACCACCUGCUUCUUAUGUUUUAUGAUGCCCACAAUAGCGUUGGUUAACAAAGACAAGUGCGGCUCUAAUUUAGCGAGGUAAAGCAUUUCAUUUUUUGAUGUGUUACUGUUCCUGAAGAGUAGGGAAGUUAUUAUUUCUUUGUGUAGGAGAGAAAACAAAAAUCUGUAGGAAACCUCAAAAUUUAUUGUUUAGAUUUUCAAGGUAAAUUUACAUUGAUUUUUAGCGAAGCGUUAUACUCAAAAUUGUCACAACAUACCUCACUUAUUUAUUUAUGGUUCAUAUUUAAUAUAGAACAAAUCCAAUGUUGAUGUUAGCAUUGAGUCCCAGUAGAGUUUCUGAAAUGAAACAUGAGGAAAUGUGGUUCAGAAUUUUUGAAUCUGAACUUUGGGGAAUUUUAAGUGUAUGCUCUUUCUUUUUCUUUCUUUCUUUCUUUCUUUCUUUCUUUCUUUCUUUCUUUCUUUCUUUCUUUCUUUCUUUCUUUCUUUCUUUCUUUCCUUCCUUCUCUUUAAGAAUGUUAACAUUUCCAUUAAUUUUUAGUGAAUAUGGGAUUUGCGUUUCCUAAUAAAAGUUUUCAGUGAACGCAUACGAAGUGUUACACAGUGCUCCAUGUUAUACACCAGACAACUGACGGGAUUGUUCCUGUUAGUAGCUGCCCUAACAAACAGGGAGCAUGCGCUUGGAAAUCAGAGAAGGAGGAAGUACAUUUUUCACCAACUACCAGGAAAAUUCUUCCUCAGUCUGCAAUUCCAGCUUGCAUUCUUCGGUGGGCUUGGAGCCAGAAAGUUUCUUUUUGGAACCUGUUUGGCAUCAACCUAAGCGCACCAGAGAGCAGCUGUGUGGUUUGAAUGGACCCGAAGCAUUUGUGGAAAUUCUCGGGUGUGCCCAGGAGCAGCAGGAGAGCCUGACUCGGGGUUGGGGGGCAGGGGGCCGGGGAGAGCCAAGUAUACUUUCCGUGUGUGUGGACUGAAAACAUCCUAAAUGGCACAGAAACAUGAAUAUAAGUAUUGAUAUAGGUGCAUAUGGAGUAUUCUAAGUAGCAGAUAGAUACCAAAAUACUGUAUAAUCCCAGAAUUGCCUAGAUGGCAGUUGGCUAAUUCUGUUACCCAGACCAGUAGGUAGCCUUUACACGUAUUCGUAUUUCCACUUUCCUGGCGUGGGAGGGAGUGCCAUGGCUGGCCGCGAAGGUAGCAGCCUUGUGCACUUUAUCUUUUCUGUUUUCUCUCCUUUUCUCACCGUCCAGGAUGCUGCUGGCUGUAUCCGCCCCAGACUUCCUGCUACAUUGGAAUCAGAUCUGUGUAUGUUUGAACGGGUUAUUUUAAGCACUUCGUUUUUACUCAGCCCUGCGAAGGGUCGAGUAUGUUGAAAACCCUCCCUGGGUAUUUGCUUUUGCAACAUUAAAAAAAAACAACAACAAAAAACGCCUCGGUGCUAAAAGUAUUUGAUGCAUGCUCACCACAAAAUGUGCCGCUGAAUUUACAGUAUUUCACUGGUAAGGGACUGCAUGUGCUUUGCUUUUGGAAAUCUAGAGAGCUUCCCAGAACACAAGCAUUCGUUACACUCAUUACUACAGUUAAUCUGUGAACGUUACCCUGCAAAAUGGAGAGUGUUAUGGGGAACACCUUUUCUACGGAAAACUCAGCGCUUUUGAUAUUUCUUUUAGCAAGAAUAAUAAGAUGCUAAAAGUAAUUUCAGAGAGAGGGCAAAAAUAUUUCCGAUAAUCUUUUCCUAUUUCUUCUCCAAAAAAAACCUGACACUCAUGUAAAGUGUUUUUAAUAAUGGGUUUUGAAGGUGUUGUCUUUUUCUUGAAUUCUAUUACCUGUUAAAAUCAGAGGAGAAGAUAUUGAAAACUAAAGUAGUUGCAGGGACAUAUUAAACCAAAGGGGUGAACAAAAAAGAGUUUAAACUUUGUAUCUAGAAACGAAAAAUAAGCAUAAUUGAUAAAACUUUAUAGUGGGCAUUUUUCUUAAAAUACAUACCUCUACCCCAAACCCCAAGUGUUAAUUUAGAAGCACGAAACAGGCAGGUCGGCCUCUAACUCUUUAGUUCAAGGAGAUGUAAUACUGUGUCAAAUAAACUGGCAUUAGGAUCCUAAUGGAGCAUGUGUUCAGUGUGUGUGUUUUGUGUGAAAGUGUGUUGGUGACGAAAGCCUGUUUUGAGUUGUUGCCUAAAGGAGUUUGAUUUUGCGAUUUUUAAAAUAAGUAUUUAUUUGGAGACCUCUUAGGGUAAUUUGACAGAUGUAUACUUUCCUUGUGUUUAAUGAAAUCUAUUGUCAAUGUACUAAUAAACCUUGGUUUACAACA
Molecule: messenger RNA, 9357 nt
Organism: Felis catus (domestic cat)
Lineage: Eukaryota; Metazoa; Chordata; Mammalia; Carnivora; Felidae
Gene: SLCO5A1
Product: solute carrier organic anion transporter family member 5A1
Exons: 13
Coding region: 1207-3774 (855 amino acids)
Biological process (GO): sodium-independent organic anion transport; transmembrane transport
Cellular component (GO): membrane
Molecular function (GO): protein binding
Source: RefSeq, a predicted model, not a curated record